Staurois parvus is the source of this 345-nucleotide messenger RNA. NCBI's taxonomy places the organism in Eukaryota, Metazoa, Chordata, Amphibia, Anura, Ranidae. The record is from the annotation of a GenBank genome assembly.
CUAAAACAUAAUACAGUGCAAACAAACCAAACCAACCACCCACAGAUAACAGUACAUACAAGCAAGCGUCGUCAGGCAGGCCGGGUCAAUAUCAAUAGGGCGGGUAGGUACAGGGGGAGCAAGCGGAGAUGGGUCGGGGUCACAGGCCAGGUUCAGCAGGUAGCAAGCAGCGUGGUACAGAGGGUCAGGCAGAGGGAUGGUCAGGAGCGAGCCGGGAUCAGAGCAGGAGAAGUCAGCAGCGGUUCAGAUCAGGCAGGGUCAGCAAAGGAACAGAAACAGGAUGCAGGACAGAUACAGGGCCCAGGACAAACACAACACCAAGGCAGAGUCUGCAAGUCUGGCCAU